Molecule: messenger RNA, 3887 nt
Organism: Choloepus didactylus (southern two-toed sloth)
Lineage: Eukaryota; Metazoa; Chordata; Mammalia; Pilosa; Megalonychidae
Gene: DCAF8
Product: DDB1 and CUL4 associated factor 8
Exons: 14
Coding region: 266-2059 (597 amino acids)
Cellular component (GO): Cul4-RING E3 ubiquitin ligase complex; cytoplasm
Molecular function (GO): protein binding
Source: RefSeq, a predicted model, not a curated record
UGGCGGCGGCGUUGGUGGUGGCAGUGGACGGGGCGGAUGGGCUUGGAACCGUCGGAGGAACUGUUGGCAGAAGGAUGACCCGAGACUGGAAACAGGCUGCUGAGCCUCGCUGGCUUCCGUGCUUGUAACUGCCCCAGCCGGACAUCCCCCCCCUUGACCUACUCGUCCUUCAGUAAAUCUACAGACCUAUUUUCUCAGAAGCUCAGCCUGGCCUUAACUUCAGUCAUAAAGGAGGAAAGGCUGGCUACAACAAAUACCAUUCAAGAUGUCCAGCAAAGGGAGCAGCACAGAUGGCAAAACAGACUUAGCUAAUGAAAGCCUGUCCAGCAGUCCAGAGGAGAUGUCUGGAGCUGAAGAGGGAAGAGAGACAUCCUCAGGCAUUGAAGUGGAAGCCUCGGACCUAAGCCUUAGCUUGACUGGGGAUGAUGGUGGCCCCAACCGUACCAGCACAGAAAGUCGAGGGACAGACACAGAGAGCUCAGGUGAAGACAAGGACUCUGACAGCAUGGAGGACACUGGUCAUUACUCCAUCAAUGAUGAAAAUCGAGUCCAUGACCGCUCAGAGGAAGAGGAGGAGGGAGAAGAGGAGGAAGAAGAGCAGCCUUGGCGCCGUUUACAGCGCAAGCGGGCCAACCGUGAACAACAGGACUCAUCAGAUGAUGAGCGGGCCCUAGAGGACUGGGUGUCCUCAGAGACAUCAGCCCUGCCCCGACCUCGCUGGCAAGCUCUUCUUGCCCUUCGGGAGCGAGAGCUAGGUUCAAGUGCCCGCUUUGUAUAUGAGGCUUGUGGGGCAAGAAUCUUUGUGCAGCGUUUCCGUUUGCAGCAUGGGCUUGAGGGCCAUACCGGUUGUGUCAAUACCCUGCACUUUAACCAGCGUGGCACCUGGCUGGCCAGUGGCAGCGAUGAUCUGAAGGUGGUGGUGUGGGAUUGGGUGCGGCGGCAGCCAGUACUGGACUUUGAGAGUGGCCACAAAAGUAAUGUCUUCCAGGCCAAGUUCCUUCCUAACAGUGGUGAUUCCACCUUGGCCAUGUGUGCCCGUGAUGGGCAAGUGCGGGUAGCAGAACUGUCUGCUACGCAGUGCUGCAAGAAUACCAAGCGUGUGGCCCAGCACAAGGGUGCUUCCCACAAGUUGGCCCUAGAGCCAGACUCUCCCUGUACGUUCCUAUCUGCAGGUGAAGAUGCAGUUGUUUUCACCAUUGACCUCAGACAAGACCGGCCAGCUUCGAAACUGGUGGUGACAAAAGAGAAGGAGAAGAAAGUGGGGCUUUAUACAAUCUAUGUGAAUCCCGCCAAUACCCACCAGUUUGCAGUCGGUGGACGAGAUCAGUUUGUAAGGAUUUAUGACCAGAGGAAAAUUGAUGAGAAUGAGAACAAUGGAGUGCUCAAGAAGUUUUGUCCUCAUCACUUGGUGAACAGUGAGUCCAAAGCAAACAUCACCUGUCUUGUGUACAGCCACGACGGCACAGAGCUCCUGGCCAGUUACAAUGAUGAAGACAUUUACCUCUUCAACUCUUCUCACAGUGAUGGGGCCCAGUAUGUUAAGAGAUACAAGGGCCACAGAAAUAAUGCCACAGUAAAAGGCGUCAACUUCUAUGGCCCCAAGAGUGAGUUUGUGGUGAGCGGUAGUGACUGUGGGCACAUCUUCCUCUGGGAGAAGUCAUCCUGCCAGAUCAUUCAGUUCAUGGAGGGGGACAAGGGAGGCGUGGUAAACUGCCUUGAGCCCCACCCUCACCUACCUGUGCUGGCAACCAGUGGUCUAGACCAUGACGUUAAGAUCUGGGCACCCACAGCUGAAGCUUCUACUGAGCUUACAGGGUUAAAAGAUGUGAUUAAGAAGAACAAGCGGGAGCGGGAUGAAGAUAGCUUGCACCACACUGACCUGUUUGAUAGCCAUAUGCUCUGGUUCCUCAUGCAUCACCUGAGACAGAGACGCCAUCACCGGCGUUGGCGAGAAUCUGGGGUUGGGGCCACAGACGCAGACUCAGAUGAGUCUCCCAGCUCCUCAGACACAUCGGACGAGGAAGAGGGCCCUGACCGGGUGCAGUGCAUGCCAUCCUGAGGCCUCACACCCAGGAGGAGUGGGCUGGGGCUACCAGCCCAAUCCUGCCUGGGCAGCCCUUUCCUGUCCCGGCCCCAUCAACAGAAACGCACUUUGGACUUCUUGCUUUAGGUGAAAGAAAGACAUCCCAGGAGGACAAACCAGAAGGGAACAAACCAUUGACAGAGAGUACUUAGGAGUGGGAGUUGAGCCCUGGAAUAGGGUUCCAUGGAAAGGUACAUAGGACUCAACAGAAAUGGCCUUUCCCUAAAGCUUUUUGUGGGGGGACUGGGAGCCUAUUUUGUUAAAUGGUUUGGGGUGGGGAAUGGGGUUUCUUUUUCUUUAAUCCCUUGUUUCUUGGGUGGGGGUUGGGGGAGGCAACUGGCUAUUCACUUCCAGGGGGCCAGAGUCAGGGGUAGGAGUGCCACUCUCUCUUUGGUUUAGGUUUUUGACCUUUUUUCUCUUUAUUUUUAAAAUGUCUAUGAUAGUUUCAUUGUUUUUCCCCCUGAGUAACCCCAUACCAGGACCCUCCUUUUCUGGGAAGUCCUUAGAGCCCCUGACCAUCCCAUAGUCUUUAUUUUCUUUUCCAUCUCAUUCCUUCUCUGUACUUAUCAGUGUUUUGCACUUAAUUAUGUAUCCUUCACUCUUUUCUCUUCAUCUCAUCACCCCCUAAAUAGGUCUGAUGAGGGAGGUUGGGUGGAGGUGGGAGGAGCAGAGCUGGAGGAAGAAGAGGAAGGAUGUUACCUCUUCUGUUACUUUAAAAAAAGAAAAAAGUCUGUUUUGUGGCAGCAAUCUCCCUGUCCCUGUCACUUUUAGGGGCCUAAUUUUAUAACUAUAAAUAUAUUAAAAAGCAAGUCAAACUUGGAUGUAUCAAGUUAAAAUUAUUGUCAUAGUUUAAAUAUCUAUAUAUUCUCUGAAUGCAAUAAAGGGACUUAAAGAGAGAGUGAGCGAGAGUAAUGAUGUGCGGGUGACUCCUGGGGUCAACCUAUAUCCUCUAUGGUAUGGUCGUUAAAGAUUGGAGCUUACUCUUUAGCUUUUAGGAAGCCCUUCCCCAUUCCCUGCCUUGGUUUGGGGUUGGAAAAAACAGGACAUUGCUCUCAGCUCUGCCUCAGGUCUCCUACCUCUCCUUAAGUCUUGCGGGGGUUCCCAGAGAGCCUCUUCUUCCCAGAGGCUGACCCGUCUUUGAAACUUGACUGAAAUAUGACUUCAGGAAGGGUGCCACCACUGCAAACUGUCUCUCUCACUACUGUGUGUGAUUGAAAAGACACACACACACAUGCACACACACACACACACACUCUUAUCUUUAGCUGCUUGAUUCUUGAAGCCAUCCAGCCCUAUACCAGCUCCCUUCCUAAUGGAGUAGUGAAGGGAAAGACCUGGAUUUGGCUUUUUACCUUGUCCACUUCUUGAUACCUUGGAAUUGAAGGACAAGGACAAGUUGUUAAUCUAAUAAUUGACUAGGGUGACUGGGGCUUGGAAACCUCAGUCAUAUAUUAUUUGUCACUGAGUAUGAAAAUUGCAGUUGAAUUCUUUCCCUUAAAUGCUUUUGCUGCUAUUUCUUUGCCCCCAGCCUCCACAAGAUCUAGCCAGCAAUUCAAGGUCAUAGACCAGACCAGGAAGGAGGGCAAGAGUGAAAGAAUGGUAUUCCUAGACACUCCUUCCUCCUGCCCCUUUUCCUAGCAGCUCUCAGACCAGAUGUUAGCUGUUGCACUUCCCCUCUGAUGUAAGCAACGUGUGGUGACUGAGUGGUCUGUGUUCCUAUUGCUAGUGGGGUGAUGGGAUGGGCUGAAAAUCAUGCACUCUGGAAUUUGUUGUAUUUUCUCUCAGUAAAGCCUUCUUUUUCUGA